AUGCGUAAACGAGUGCAUAUUGAUAUAGUCCCAAAAACCCCAGGAGGAGAACAUAUAGACCCCCAACAAAUUUCUGCUGAUGAAAUUGAGUUUGACUCAGAAAUAACAAUAAAAUCAUCGUUGCUGCGUGAAUGUAAGCCAGGCAAUAUUUGGUUUGAGGAAGGUGAUCCAGAUGAUGAUGAUUACAAGCCAAAAUUCAUUGCUCGUAAGUCUAUGGACCUUCGUAAAAUACGUUCGGAGAAGGAUAGGUUCCAAGCCAUCUGCUCUAGCCCUAUGGUGGAUUCUCGACCUCGAAGACUAAGUUACUCCAAAUCUUUUAGUGAAGGUGUGUUGGGUCCUAGUGAUUCUAAAACUCCAUUGCGUUUGCCUAAAUAUGAUGAUCUUGUCUCGUCAGCAUCCCGUCGCCUAUCUCGUAUAAUAAUCAACCGUCGGUUUUCUUUGUUGGAACCAAACCAAAAUAACCCAUCUGUUGGAGGUUCGCAGUUCAAAAACCUAACCCCUAUCACCAGGCACCAAAAACAAAGUGUCAACAAAGAAAAUCCAACAACUUCAGAAGAUAAGGAAAAUAUUGAACUACCAAACCACGAUAUCGUAACAGCUACUCCUGUAUCAAAAGUAGUAUGUGAUGUUGUUCCAAACACUUCCAUUCAUGACCCGUGUUCUAUCUCCGAAUUUCGUGUGCUUGCGGAUAUGGAAACUGCGCGACUACUUGCAUUAUGCGGAGAUUGGGAUUGUGUAGUAUCUGAGGAAUGUGACAGUAUCCCAGAAAAAGCACUUGACUCUAUCAGGGCAACUGUGGGGAAAUGUCGAUUAUUGUUACAGAAUAAGUUGUCAUUUUUCAAAAGCCUUAUUACAAUGGCAGAGAAAAGCCUUGAAAAGUCAGAUACACCGUCAAAUAGUACUACAGCACCAGAAACCAGCAUAAACGAUCUCUUAGGCUAUUGGGCAUUGGUAGCUGAUGAAAUCAGCUUAUGCGAUAAUGCUUUCGAACGUCUACGCGUUUGGCGUGAUGAGUUACAUUGGUCAAUUGAACAAUAUCCUGUCACUCCUGCCAGAUCGCAAAUUGUUAAACGACGUGGUCGUCCAUCUAAACAAAUAAAACGUUUACCAACUCCAAAGAAUAAUAAAUCCAGAAAGUCUCAAUCUGCCAGUGAUGAGGUUGUGAAUACAGAUAAUGUGAACUCUUCACUUUCAAAGAAGAUAGGUUCGACUGUUAAAGCAAUUAAGGAUAUACAGAAAAAUCCUGUCAGGUCUAGAUUUGCUGAGUUUAUACGAGCUAAGAAAGCAGCAAAUGCAAAAGCAACACCGACUAAAAAUGAUCAACAUCAAAGUGAAACUAUUAUCGAUACACUCUCUCCUCUUGGCUUACAUCCAGUCAAUAGGAAAUCUAUUAUUCAUAAAUAA
Molecule: messenger RNA, 1404 nt
Organism: Schistosoma turkestanicum
Lineage: Eukaryota; Metazoa; Platyhelminthes; Trematoda; Strigeidida; Schistosomatidae
Source: the annotation of a GenBank genome assembly